Mobula hypostoma (lesser devil ray) is the source of this 5481-nucleotide messenger RNA. Its product is annotated as casein kinase I. The coding region runs from base 70 to 1320 and encodes 416 amino acids. Gene Ontology annotation, cellular component: cytoplasm; nucleus. Gene Ontology annotation, biological process: endocytosis; positive regulation of canonical Wnt signaling pathway; signal transduction. The record is from RefSeq and is a predicted model, not a curated record. Gene Ontology annotation, molecular function: ATP binding; protein serine/threonine kinase activity. The transcript is spliced from 11 exons. NCBI's taxonomy places the organism in Eukaryota, Metazoa, Chordata, Chondrichthyes, Myliobatiformes, Myliobatidae.
GCCUCCGUUGUCAAUAAUGGCGAGGCUGUGAGAGCGGGGCGGCGGCGGACGGCGGAGAGCAAGGAAAAGAUGGAGCUGAGAGUUGGGAACAAAUACAGGCUGGGGAGGAAGAUUGGCAGUGGCUCCUUUGGUGACAUUUACCUGGGUGCAAACAUAGCUACUGGAGAAGAGGUUGCAAUAAAGUUGGAAUGUGUCAAAACGAAACACCCACAGCUCCAUAUCGAGAGCAAGUUUUACAAAAUGAUGCAAGGAGGAGUUGGAAUUCCUUCAAUUAAGUGGUGUGGUGCAGAAGGAGAUUAUAAUGUGAUGGUCAUGGAGCUCCUUGGUCCUAGUCUUGAGGAUCUCUUCAAUUUCUGUUCGCGCAAGUUCAGCCUAAAGACUGUGCUUCUCCUUGCAGACCAGAUGAUCAGUCGAAUUGAGUACAUUCAUUCCAAGAAUUUCAUCCACCGUGAUGUUAAGCCAGACAACUUCCUCAUGGGCUUGGGCAAAAAGGGAAACCUGGUUUAUAUCAUCGACUUUGGCCUGGCCAAAAAGUAUCGCGAUGCACGGACUCACCAGCAUAUUCCUUAUCGGGAAAACAAAAACCUGACGGGCACAGCUCGGUACGCCUCCAUCAACACCCAUCUGGGCAUUGAACAAAGUCGCCGUGAUGACCUGGAGUCACUGGGUUACGUCCUGAUGUAUUUUAACUUGGGCUCGUUGCCAUGGCAGGGACUGAAAGCAGCGACAAAACGGCAGAAGUACGAGCGCAUUAGUGAGAAAAAGAUGUCAACUCCAAUCGAAGUUUUGUGCAAGAGCUAUCCGUCUGAGUUUUCUACCUACCUGAACUUCUGUCGCUCCUUGCGUUUUGACGACAAGCCUGAUUAUUCGUACCUGCGCCAGCUUUUCAGGAAUCUUUUCCACCGACAAGGCUUCUCAUACGACUACGUCUUUGAUUGGAACAUGCUGAAGUUUGGCGCAGGUCGUACCCCGGAGGAAAGUGAGCGUGAACGCAGAGAGCACGAGCGGGAAGAACGUGUGGUGCAGACGCGCAGCUCGGCAACACGAGCUCUCCCACCCGGAACAGGAGCCGGUGCAGUUGGCAACCGGUUACGGAAUGGACAAGACACAGUCCUCCCUACACAGGCCACUCGUGCCCAGCAGUCUGCAAAUACCUCACCAAGACCCAUAUCCCGAGCCGAACGAGAGCGCAAGGUUAGCAUGAGGCUGCACAGAGGUGCUCCGGCCAACGUUUCAUCCUCAGACCUUACAGCACGGCAAGAUGUGUCACGCAUUUCUGUAUCACAGACCAGCAUGCCCUUUGAACAUCUGGCAAAGUGACUAAUAUCCUUAGAGGAGCAGGUUCCUUCGCUGACUUUUGCCAAUGUUAGGACAACAUUUCCAACACUGACCACUGCAAACAGAUUUUCAGGGAGGAUAUUGGAACAAGGCUCUUGACCCAGUAUUUUACUUGUGUGAGAAUUGGGAAAGCAGGACUUCAAUUUCAGUUUGAACAUACUUGCAAUUAUCUUGUCAAUCACCUCAGAUUUAUUAUAUACAGUUUUUUUUUUUCUCCCCCCUGUUUGUUUGGAGUUUUCUUUAUCCAGAAGAAAACCCCGGAUUUCACCUUGACUGCCCCUUCCACCCCUGCAAAAGGAAGCUUGGCCUCCGGUCUACAAGUAGUCAAGGGCUUCGAGCUUGCCCCUCUAUAAUGGUGGCCAGUUACCAUUGUCUUGCCUUCUCCAUCUUUCUGCUGACGGUGUGAUGGCUUCCCAAGACUUUAUUAAGGAUGAGAGGAAGAGGAAAACACAGAUUUGGAAAAAAAAUUAUUUUGUAACCUACAGCAGUCCUGAUUUCUGAAAUGCCAAGUAUGCUCAUAUUAGUUCUUAAAAGGAAAAUGGGCAGCUGAAUUUAAAUGGGUAAACCUAGCACCCAAUGCAAUUGUUGGCUGCAGUAGACUUCGUGUGGCAUGAUGUCAGUAGAAUUUGGGUUUACCCCAACCCCCUUCAUUUACAAGUCGCAUUUGUAGGUUCCUGUAAAUAAUGCAUUUCUUUUGGGACCUCUUUUCCAGAAUGAACCUUCCCUCUGAAUAAUAUUCACUCUGUCACUCCUUGUAAGUAUUGAAACUUAGUUUUUUUUUAAUCUGUAUCCAGGGUGAUGAAACUUAAUAUUUUUAAAAGUAUAUAUAAAAUCAGUUGUGAUUUUUUUUUAAAGCAGCACUUGGUGCACAAAAGGGGAAAGAAAAAACUCUUACUCAUCAAACACUCAUUAAAAUGGGUUUGUUAAAUCAGAGCUGCCUGUCCUUUUCAUGUCAACUAUAUCUUGUAUUUGUGUGUUGCCAAGAUCAAUGACUUGGGACCGCAUUGGGCUAAUUUCUGAAAAGGGUAUGGAUUUAUUUUUUCAUUCAUUUUUUAAAGUGUUCUGUUGUCUUUCCUUCCAGAAAGGAUCAGAGGUGUGAGGGUCAUGACAUUUUCUAAUCCAGGUAUAAAGCGUCAGUGCCCUGUUCUUCCCCACAUCCCCUUAAACCCCUUUUGAAUUCCCCUCAUUGAUGAUUUUAGGGGUUACAAAAGCUUUGUGUAGCAGUGUUUUAGAAAGAGAGCUAUCUGGGAGUUGAAUUUUCUCUCUCUCUCUCUCUCCAAGUGUCUUUUUGACCCCACACAUCAUGUCUGCAUUACUAUUGGGUAAAUCUAGGUUUAAUGCAACUAUGACAGAUGAUCUGAAAUAUAUAUUCAAAACAAACUGGCGAGCCUUUGUUCUUAUCCUGCCAGUCCUUCGUAACUGUAGCUGGACACUCAACUGCCCAAGUGCAUCGUGCAUACAAGGGCACCACUAAGCAAAAAAAAAACCUGCAAGGGAAAAGUUGCUUCACAUUGCUAAAAGUCAUUUGGGAAUCUGUUGGUGGAGCUGUAAAUGUAGCAUUGACUGCUUAAAUCUCAUUUGCCACUCCCAUGUUUGUUGCCAACCACAUAAAUGGCUCACUCUUGGAACUUGUGCCUUCCCCCCGCCCCCCCAAAAAAGAUAGUUGAUGAGUCCUCCCUUUUUAAAGUGGCUUCUCAGCUUUGACAGCCAUUUCCCACAGACACUAACCAUUUGAAAAUGUGGCUGACGAUCUUUUUUAAACAGUUGCCUGCUCGGUACUAAUAAGUAAAUAUAAAGACCAGUUUCAGCAGAAGGUGGGAGUGCAGCGAUGAGUGAGGAGAAGGAAACCUGCCAAAAUUCACAAAAAUAAGUUCUCUUUGAUGCAGUUGAGGGUCUUUACCUUUUUUUUUAACUUAGUUUUAUUCAAAGGAAUGCAUCAUGCUUCUGUUUGUCAGCUUUGGCACAGUGAAGUUUUGGAAAAAAUGCAGUCAUUUACUCCAAUUUUCCAGUCCAGGUAUAAGUGUGUCAAUAACCACUGAGUGCGUGUUUUCUUAGUGUUCUGUGAAAUCCUUGUGAGUUUGGCAGCCAGAAACCUAAAAGGCAUUUUCUAAUACUGUCUGAUUCUGGCCACCAGCACCCCUUUGCCUGUAAAAAUGGAUUGCCACCAUUUUCUUGUGGAAGCCUCUGGCUAGCCCACGUUCCCCUCCCUUAAUAACAUGUGUCAAAGCUCUGGAUUCAUCUGCAGGCAAGCAAAGUUGAAUGUGGCAAACAUUGUGUGCUAUCUGAACAUGCUUACUUGAAAUCAAAAAGCAUCUUUAUUUGGGUUGGGCAGAUAAUGGGAAAAAGUGACCACUUUUUGACCUACUUUAUCACAGUAAAGUCCAUCAAAACUUAGCAGGGUCCUCUUUUAUACCACAGCCACCUUUUAAAGCAAUCUACACUAAGCAAAAACAAAAAUCAAUAUGAUUGCAUCUUUGUUUACAUGUUGGUGUGCUUUUUCAUUUUUGUUUCUCCCAUGUUCUACAACCUCACCCAAGUUGCCCAACACCAAAGUUAUUUGGCUUUUGCCAACCCAGGGUCUGAGGUGUGAAUUUGACUGGUGGGGUACAUCCACAAAAGGUGCUCAGGGAAAAGAAAAGAUUAGACAAGUUUAGUUCGGAGGGGGCAAGUCCGAUGCUUGCGAUGUAAAAGCAAAAAAAUAUAGAUUAGUCUCAAAAUUCUCACCUGCUAUUCUUGCCCCUACUGUUUGGCAGCCCAUUGCCUCCUCUUCUCAAAUAUAUAAUCUCUGUAAACUCUGUUAGGUUAACUCUUCACUGACGCUAACAGCCCCCUUGAAUGACAUGGUUUUGUAUUUAAUACACAUUAAGUUAUUUCCCUGUGUAUUUUUUUUAACAUUGGUAUUUCAUGAAUAACUUUUUUGAGAUUUUUUUUGUAUUUGUGUAAAUAGUAAAUUUUUGAUUGUAAAGUGAAAACUGUUGCUUCUUAGUACUGAUGUUAAACAGUGUAACAUAGUUUUAAUUUGUGCACAGAGUGCGGGUGGUUGGCUAGGGAUUAUUCCUAUAUACGUUCACUUAUUGGUGGACUGUAACUAGAUUCAGUCUCUAGUACAUUCUGAAUUUUGUCCCUUCGCUCUGAAGGAGCAGUGUUAAAUCCGACCAGAUUUCAGGGGAUGUUCUCUCUGGUGGACUGGCUAUUGAGUGUUGUUUUUUUUGUUUAAAGCUUUCUUACUGAAUCUUGUAUCCAAAUUCAGAUCUGACAAAGAUCAAACAACUCCGAUCUGUCUUUGCCAAGUUCUGCUACCACUAGACAUUAACUGCUUCCCUCAGAAAAGCAGUCCUGUACUCUAGUAUCUUGAAGAUUAAAAUGGCAUUGAAACCUGGAUCCAGUUUUUGCAAGGCAGCUUUCUUGCUGUUUGUGUUACUGAUGAUUAACACCAGGCAUGGUGCCUGUAUUGGUCCAAGUAAGAGGAGAGUAAUGGCAAAACAAGUCCAUGUUGUGUAUGUAUUUAUUGCAAAUUGUCUUCUGAAUGUGUGUGUGUACGUGUCUGUACUUUGGCUAUUGGCAAGACAUUAAGAGAAUUAACGAGAAGUGACUUCAAGACUUCUAGCUUGGUUCAUUUACAAUCACUCCCCAAACUUGAGCCCAUUUGCAGCAUGUAAUUGUUCCUGCCUGAUCUGACACAGCCCGACUAGUUAGGUGCCGAGCAAGACUAGAAAUCCUGUUUGUAAUUUGAAAUGGAGCAAUAUACUUCAUCGGUAAUACAGAAUGACUUAACUGUUUGAGGGGAGCAUACCAGUUUUUAAACUCUGAGUAUAAUACAAUAUCUGCAAUAAAGGAACUCCUGUAACGUUGUUAGUUUGACAAUUUGUGUUACCGGCAGUAAUUUUCUUGGCUUCCCCAUGGGAGCUGAGUCUACCCAGUCUCGGGGAAACAUCAAAAUAUGAACUUGGCUGAAAUGUAGAAUGGUUUGACAUGCCCUCGCACCACCCGAUGUUUUUUUUUAAAGAAAAGUGCUCUCUGGCCUACUGUCUCGAUGUCUAAUGUACAGUUCUCUAUUCCUGAUUACUAUUUAACAUUAUUUACAAUGCAAUUUAAUAUGGUUGUUAUUUGUGUACAUUUUAAACCUUAUAAAUAAAAGGGAGA